Messenger RNA from Postia placenta MAD-698-R-SB12, 920 nucleotides. RefSeq lists its product as hypothetical. The coding region runs from base 1 to 858 and encodes 285 amino acids. Lineage: Eukaryota; Fungi; Basidiomycota; Agaricomycetes; Polyporales; Adustoporiaceae. The record is from RefSeq and is a predicted model, not a curated record. Gene Ontology annotation, biological process: translation. Gene Ontology annotation, molecular function: structural constituent of ribosome. The transcript is spliced from 3 exons. Gene Ontology annotation, cellular component: ribosome.
AUGUUGUCUGCACUGAGACGUGCGCUGGGGCAGUCCUCUCGCUCCGCAUGUCGUAGCUUAACCACGGCCGCGAGCCCUGAGUCACUGUCAAUACCUUCGGUUGUCGCGCACGAUGUCGCGCUAACUCCAACCCAAAUUGCGGAGACGAGGCUCUCUAAUGUGACGCCAUUCAACCCGCCCGUCUACAUCACGCUGUCUUCCCUCUUGAAGCCAGAGGAAGAUAGCCAUUCGCCAGCAAACAACGUGGUCGAACUGGACCCCACGGUUUUCUCACAUCCAAUCCGACGCGAUAUUCUCCAUCUUUGCGUCGUCCAUCAUUUGGACUCCCUUCGACAAGGGUCCGCCUCCACGAAAACGCGAGGCGAUGUGCGCGGUUCCGGCCGCAAGAUUCGGCCACAGAAGGGCACCGGUAAUGCUCGUCUAGGUGACGGACAGAGUCCCAUGCUGCGGGGAGGAGGUGUUGCCUUUGGUCCCCAUCCAAGAGACUUCAGCACCAAGCUGAACCGCAAGGUCAUCCAGAUGGGCAUGCGGGUCGCCUUGAGUGCGAGGGUGAAGGAGAACUCUCUGGGUAUCGUGGAGAGUCUAGAGUGGUCAAGUGCCAAGACGAGAAACCUGGCGGAGAGGAUUCAGGAGCUCGGAUGGGAGAAGACGCUCUUCGUGUCAGGGCAUGAGGCAGUCCCCGACGGACUGAAGCGAGCGAGUAGCAACAUCUACAAGGUGGAGACGACUACCGCGAAGGAUCUCAAGGUCUACGAUGCGGUGAAGUGGCCACGAUUAGUCCUCGACUUGGCGGCGGUCGAAUGGUUUGAGCGAACGCUGGCGAAGCCCGUCGUGCCUCCGCGUUCUUACACAUUCUGAUUUAUCACAGCAUUCCUGUACUACGCUGGAUUCAUGGAGAAAUACCACGAAUCAUUGCCACG